ACGUGUCACAUGCUCCUCUGCGUUCUAAAAACUGCCAAAACAGACCGACGGUCAGUCAUUCACUAUCAGGAGGCGGUUUAACACUAAAGAUUACUGAAUGGUUUCACCAUCAUACUGACACUGGUGAUAACUUGGGGAAAACAUCAGCUGCCUCCUGACUGUUGUGAAACUUAAGAUACUGCGCUUUUCUAAACAACAUUUUCUCCACUUGGGUCCAGAGAGUUGGAGACAAAUUUUCGGAGGUGUGUAAGGCUUGGCAGUCCGAGCUACAGCCUCUUGACUCAUGGCGAUUAACACUGAUGUCGAGGACUGGGGCGGUGUUGGGAGUAAUGACUCUGGAGAAAGGGCGUGGCUCUUGCAGAGCCCCAGUGUGGAUUCUGUCCAGCAUCUUGAGACAGACAGGAGGGGGAGCGGAGGCGUGUCGUCUUGGGCAGCGGUCUUCAUCGUAGUGAACGCAGCACUGGGAGCGGGUCUACUCAAUUUCCCUGCAGCCUUCAACAUGGCAGGAGGAGUGACGGCAGGAGUUCUGCUUCAAAUGUUUAUGCUGAUCUUCAUAAUCAGUGGACUGGUGAUUCUGGGGUACUGCUCCCAGGUCAGUAAUGAAAGCACCUAUCAGGAGGUUGUCCGAGCCACUUGUGGGAAAGUCACAGGAAUCAUAUGUGAAGUAGCCAUUGCUGUCUACACCUUUGGGACUUGUAUUGCUUUCUUUAUUGUCAUUGGAGAUCAGCUGGAUCGCUUGGUGGCUGCAGUGGCUCAUGACACAGAUGGUACUGUCAGUGGCUACUGGUACACUGACCGCAAAUUUACCAUCUCUGUCACUGCAGUCCUGAUUAUUCUUCCUCUCUCCAUCCCCAAAGAGAUUGGCUUUCAGAAGUAUGCCAGUGCACUGAGUGUGAUGGGAACCUGGUAUGUGACUAUCGUGGUCAUAAUAAAGUGCUUCUGGCCGGAUAAACAUACGACUCCGGCCUACGUACCCGCCAGUUCUGCAUCCUGGACUGCAGUUUUCAAUGCAAUGCCCACCAUAUGCUUUGGUUUCCAGUGCCACGUCAGCUGUGUGCCCGUGUUCAACAGCAUGAGCAGAAAAGAGAUCAAACCUUGGGGAGUCGUAGUCACUCUUAGCAUGAUAAUCUGCCUCUUCGUUUACACGGGAACAGGUGUCUGUGGCUUCCUGACGUUUGGUGCCAACGUCAAUCAGGAUGUGUUGAUGUCGUACCCUUCUAAUGAUAUUGCUGUGGCCAUCGCAAGAGCUUUUAUUGUCAUCUGUGUCAUCACCUCCUACCCCAUUUUACACUUCUGUGGCAGGGCAGUUGUUGAAGGACUUUGGCUGCGUUUCCAAGGCGAGCAGGUGGAGGUGUGUGUGCGUCGUGAGCAGAGGAGGAGGAUCCUGCAGACGCUGGUGUGGUUUGUUAUCACCCUCGUCCUCGCCCUCUUCAUCCCAGAUAUUGGUCGGGUGAUCUCGCUGAUCGGAGGAUUGGCAGCCUGCUUUAUCUUUGUCUUCCCAGGUUUGUGUUUAAUGCAAGCCAAGCUGUCAGAGACAGACAGCCACACUAUAAGCUGGCAUGGAUUGGUGGUCUUUGGUGUUGUCAUGGUUACGAUUGGAGCGUUCAUCUUUGGCCUCACCACGACCAACUCCAUCUAUAAAGACGUCCGUUAAAGGGAACCGUUUUAUCGGAGCCAGCGGCGUUUUAAGACCGAGGGGGGGCUUGGUCCUGUGCUGCUAUUCUGAACUACUUGAUGGAGAAGCAUCUCAUAACACUCAUUUACAAAUUCUCUACGGCAUGUUGCAUCCCUGCUCCAUACUGAGUUAACGCUCCACAGCUCAUUACUCAGUAAGAUAGAAGUCAGAGACACCCCACAAUGCCAAAUGACUUCAGACACUUUGCCUUUUACUUUAUGUACAGUUUAAAUUGCACGAUUUACGUUUUUAUGAUGGUUUUAACUUGCAGCGAAACCUCUUUCUGACCAUUAAGGGGCACAGAGGGGCUUCCCUUGUCUCUGGAUGACUCAUUCCUGUCCUGUUUACAAGAGCUGAAGGACUUUUGUAUAGAAAGGUCUUACGAUCAAAUUGAUUUUGAUAAUGAAAUUGUACCAAUUUGUGUAUUUUAACUUGCAUGUCAAAGUAAAUAUUUCUUACUGAACUGACAUGCUGUUGUUGCCAGGUGCUAUCCCGGUCCGGACUUUACGUCGCUGCUGGUGAUAGUUUGUCCACAAAUUUAAGAAGUUAGUUUCUUCUCCAAUGAAUAAUGUAAUUGAGUGAAACAUUUGCACAAGCAAGGAUACUGAAUCAUUGAGUGAUGUGAUAACUGUAGGGUGGGACAGUUUGUCUUGUUUAUUUAAUUUCCAGUCAGUACCUCCUAAAUGAGUUUAAAUAAGGAAGGUUUUCAGCUAUUUGGGCAUUGCAACUUAAUCAUAUUACAUUUUAAAAUAAAUUUAGGAAGGCAUUACUAUUUUGAAUUUUUGUUGGUUUCUUGUAUAUUUUAUAAUGUUAAUGGUACUAUGAUGAUUUUAUAAUUAGCUUUUAGGUAAAACCAUAGUUGUUGUUUGUGAAAGUACAAAGUUACAUUUAUGUAAGCCUGCAGGCCUUUAAAAAAAGAUUAGAUUACUUCAAUGUGCAAAACACUUAACUGCCAGACUGGCAGAAAGCUACAGCAGUGUGCCUCCCCAAAAACUGCACAGAUCUGCAAGACGAGCAGUGACCAAACCCAAACUUUUUUCAAGAGUGCUGAGUGGGUUUGAAAAUGAUAGUUCUUUAUGAAUGUAUGCAAAACAAAUGUAUGUAACCUAAGCAGAAUUCAGUUUGUACAUAAUUUACAGAGGCCAACUAGUCAAACUGAGUGGGUGGUUUUAUUUACUUGAAUCGGUUCACCCCACUGCAGACUUUGUUUAAAGAAUGAGAAGUUAGAAAUGUAUUUUUCUUUUUUUUUUCUUUUUUUUUUUUACAAAAAAAAGUGUGAGCUUUGUUUUUUUAAGCUUCUGUGGAGAUGGGUCAGGUAACGUGAGACUAAUUUAACACUAAAGAUGUUUAUAACAUUUAUUCAGUUAUUAAAAAUUUAAA
Messenger RNA from Sander lucioperca (pikeperch), 3055 nucleotides. RefSeq names its product solute carrier family 38 member 7 (gene slc38a7). NCBI's taxonomy places the organism in Eukaryota, Metazoa, Chordata, Actinopteri, Perciformes, Percidae. The transcript has 12 exons. The coding region runs from base 284 to 1654 and encodes 456 amino acids. The record is from RefSeq and is a predicted model, not a curated record. Gene Ontology annotation, biological process: amino acid transmembrane transport. Gene Ontology annotation, molecular function: L-glutamate transmembrane transporter activity; L-leucine transmembrane transporter activity; L-serine transmembrane transporter activity.